UCUUUUCUGUCUUUUCUCCGUCUCUUCCCUUCAAAUGCACUCCUCCAUUCCCAUCUCUCUCAUAUCCCACUGCUGAUUCCGACUGCAACCUGCCACCCUCCUGUUCCACCCCCACCCCUUCCCCAAUCCCCCAAAGCCUAAGCUCCAUACAACCAAACCAGAUCUCUCUCUCUAUCGACUAUUCUGUAAGCCCGAUAUUAAUGUAUUCAAAACGUUCCCACCUUGCUCCCUUGGCACUUUCCUAGUCAAAAACAGAAACACAAAAAUUAUGGUUGAGACUGGUACGACGUCUUCGUGGUGGCGGACUCAACUCCAAAUCCACCAUCACCGGCGGUGGAUCUCUACAUUCUUCACUACCCGCAAGACCCUUUUGGCUGCUCUUUGGAUCGCCUUCUUCUUCACGGUUUUUUUGUGGCAGCAGAGGAGUGCCGCAGCUGGAUUCUCGAUUUUUCGGCGACCCAUUUCUUCUAGGGCCUUUCCUAAGCUCCGGCCGGUGGCUUUCAACUUGACGGAUUUUGGGGCGGUGGGCGAUGGGGUUACCGUAAAUACUGCAGCUUUUGAGAGAGCUAUGAUGGCUAUUUCUAAGCGUGGGAAAAAAGGUGGUGGACAGCUCAAUGUACCGCCGGGAUAUUGGCUUACUGCCCCUUUCAAUCUCACUAGUCACUUGACUUUAUUCCUUGCUGAAGGUGCUGAAUUACUUGGAAUUAAUGAUGAGAAGUACUGGCCUCUCAUGCCGCCAUUGCCAUCAUAUGGCUGUGGGAGGGAACAUCCUGGACCUAGAUAUGGAAGUUUAAUUCAUGGUCAAAAUCUUAAAGAUGUUGUCAUUACAGGACAUAAUGGUACAAUUAAUGGACAAGGUCAAGCAUGGUGGAGGAAGUAUCGACAAAAGGUUCUUAACCACACCAGAGGGCCACUUCUGCAGAUUAUGUGGUCUAGUGACAUUUUGAUCUCUAACAUAACAUUACGUGAUUCUCCCUUUUGGACAUUCCAUCCAUUUGACUGCAAGAAUGUGACAGUUAGGAAUGUGACAAUCUUGGCACCUGUCUUUGAAGCUCCAAAUACUGAUGGAAUAGAUCCUGAUUCAUGCGAGGACAUGGUAAUUGAGGACUGUUACAUUAGUGUGGGAGAUGACGCUAUUGCAAUAAAGAGCGGAUGGGAUCAGUAUGGCAUUGCUUAUGGACGGCCUUCCAGAAAUAUACUCAUCAGAAACCUUGUAGUUCGAUCAAUGGUCAGUGCUGGCAUAUCCAUAGGCAGCGAGAUGUCUGGUGGGGUGUCAAAUGUCACUGUGGAGAACGUCCAUGUUUGGGGCUCAAGGCGUGCCGUGCGGAUCAAGACAGCCCCUGGAAGAGGAGGAUAUGUGCGACAGAUAACUUACCGGAAUUUGACAUUUGAGAAUGUCAGAGUGGGCAUUGUGAUCAAGACGGAUUAUAAUGAACAUCCGGACGAUGGAUUUGAUCCGAAGGCCGUUCCGUCCUUGGAGGAUAUAAACUACUUCUCAAUCCAUGGCGAGGGAGUUCGGGUGCCUGUUCGUAUGCAUGGGAGCGCAGAAAUUCCGGUGAGGAAAGUGACUUUCCGGGAUAUGUCGGUCGGGAUUACUUACAAGAAGAAGCAAAUAUUCCAGUGUGCUUUUGUUGAAGGCCGGGUCAUAGGGACCAUUUUUCCAGCACCCUGUGAGAACCUUGAUCUAUACGAUGAACAAGGGCACUUAAUCAGGCGUUCUACAUCUCAAAACGUGUCAGAUAUAGAUUAUGAUUUUUGAUAUGAUUUUGACUUCUGUCUCUAGGGCCAAUUUUCCAAAUGGGGGGGCAGCAUGCUUGGAUCAGUAAAAACUGUGACCGCAGGUUUUUCCCAAGACAGCACCUCUCUCAUGCCUUUUUCUUUUCUGCGCUUUCAUUUCUUGAGGACUCUUUACGUCGUACGUACAGUGUAUAUAUACUCUGCAAAUACUGGAGCUGAUGUAUCCACAAUUUCAAAGUGUGAAAUAGGAAAUGUAGGUUAGCUGUUACUGCAGUAUCCGAUUGUAAUUGUCAAUCUACAAAUUUUUGAGCCA
Molecule: messenger RNA, 2050 nt
Organism: Coffea eugenioides
Lineage: Eukaryota; Viridiplantae; Streptophyta; Magnoliopsida; Gentianales; Rubiaceae
Product: probable polygalacturonase
Exons: 5
Coding region: 269-1759 (496 amino acids)
Biological process (GO): carbohydrate metabolic process
Molecular function (GO): polygalacturonase activity
Source: RefSeq, a predicted model, not a curated record